UCGGGACCGUGGGAGGGAGGGAGGUGCGAGCAGCAGUAAACAGCGAGACAGCAGGAGCAAGGCAGCAGCAGCAGUAACAGUAACAUGUGUGGCUGCUCCAGCGUGCAGUAAGCUCUCCCCGGCCACCACCACCACCACUAUGGCUCCCCCGCACCUGCUCCAGCUCCUGGCCCUCGCCUGCCUCGCCUCCACGGUCGCUGGACAUUACUGCGAGUGGGAUCUAUGUGGCAGCGAACAGUACUGCUGUGGCGACAAUCUUUGCUGUGAUUAUGUGUAUAGUCUCUGGUACUUUUGGGUUGGAGUAGUGUUCUUGGUGUUGCUGGUGUCUGCGUGUGGCGGACUCUUCCGCUACUACUACAGACAAUGGAGCAGUGCUGGCAGUGGUCCCCCUUACAUACCUUUCCCUGCCAGCCCAACAUAUACCUCCCUCCCUACACGCAUCUCCAGCCAUGAUCCUCUCUUUCAGAUAACCGAAGAUGCUGUCAAGCCUAAGCUGUAGAUACCAGUAGAAUGAAAUUGGUCUUCCUAGGUGAUCUUAGCAGUACAGUACCUCAUAUUAACUUGACUUGAAAAUGCAAGCAUUAACAAAAUCAAAUAACAAAAUUCAGUGGUUAGAUUCCCAAAUUGUGCAGUAAUUUGCAUAUAUGCAGGCGAUGAGUCACAAUAACGUGGCUGAAGUAUGUUGACCAGACCACACACUUGAAGUUGAAGGGACGACGACGUUUCGGUCCGUCCUGGACCAUUCUCAAGUCGAUUGUAUCGACCAAUCGACUUGAGAAUGGUCCAGGACGGACCGAAACGUCGUCGUCCCUUCAACUUCUAGUGUGUGGUCUGGUCAACAAAUUUGCAUAUAUGUACUGGUAGAGCACAUUUGUCCAUUUCUUUCAUAUUUGAUACAUGGUUUAUUUGGUGAAUAUAUGAGCAUGUAUAUAUUGAGUAGUGAACUACUGUGGGAUUGGACCAGUACGACUUAACUUAGGAUGUGAUAAAUAAUGGAAUGGAUCAUUUGGUUUAAGAUUUGAGUGUUGGUUUGGCGUAUGCAAAAUGUUGGUCUUCAUGUUGCACUUCUGUCGAGUUUGGCCAAGUUGCAAUAUACUCAAUUUGUGACCCCUUAACAUGGGAAGGAGGUGAAGUGAGAGCAUUGUGGAGGUGUUACCAUGGUUGAUAUGUGACGUAGGUAAUUAGGCUCGGUGAUGUAACUUGUACAAUCCACCUGAUCUCUUAUUCUAUCUCAACCUUAAUAAAGACUUGAUAAAUAAAUCAAUAUCUUGACUGUCGGUUUCAUUUAAAAAGAAAAAAAUUACUUAAAUGAUGGCAGAAUUUAUUAAUAUUUUUUUUUUUUUUUUUUUAAUAUUUAUUUGUUCAUUAGAGUUGAGGCAGUUUCUGUUGUAUGUAUAUACUGUGUUGUAUAUUCUUGACCACUCGUAGAUGUUUUAAAAGAGAGUUGAUUACCGUAGCUGUCAUUUUAAUUCGUUUAAAUUUCAUUUACUUGUUCCCCACAAAUUAGUUCCUUAAUUUGUAUCAAAUGCAGAAUAGGACAAUUCUUGUUAACCAAUAUUAUAUGACGGUUGUUGGCCGUUUGACUGCCCUACAAUGGUAAGGAGAGAGAUGUGCAUUGUAUUGGCACUCGGUCAUUAUAUCUGGUCAUGAUGGUCACGAGUUGUAUGGCAGGAAGUUGUCUCACAACUUAUGGGCAGACAAUGAAUUGUGUUUUGUAACUGUUGGUGGAUGUAAUAAUGAGUACUCGUGUGACAGAUGUACACAGGAGUCAUUCAAUAUUUUGUUCAUGCAUUUUGAGAGGUUAGUAAUUUGUAAAUAUGAGUUGAUGAAAAAUAUAUCCAUUUAACAUUGCUAAAAGUCAAGUUUCAUAAGCAGUGAACAGUAGUGUGAACUCUGCCUCCUGCUGCUACCCUUGUCUACAUAAUGGAUUACAGUCUUGUAAGCUUGUUAAUACAAGAAUUGUAUUUACUAAACACCUCAUUUUAAAUGAGAUUGAUCCUAAAAAAAAAAUAUUAAGAUUAAUUGGGCAUUAUUUGUAAUGGGGAAAACCAUUACCUAUUAGAUACUUUAAUUUGGAUAUUAAUUUUUGACUGCCUUUGCAGAUUUAAAGUAGACACAGGCAGUAAUGAAUUGUAUAAUUAGUUCCAUUGUAUUAUAAGCUUCCUUGAUCUAUGGAGCCUAUUUAUAUUGUCAGGGGUCACUACGCAGGGCUCGAGUAGUUGUACCGUCAAUGGUUGUGUUUUUAAUAUUAUCCUAAUAAUGUAUCUUACAACUAGAAAAUCAAUAUUGUCCAUAUUUUUUUAUAAUACUGAUUUAUGGUAAGAUAUGUAGAAAUUUAAGUGGUGUGUGUGUGUGUGUGUAUAUAUAAAUAUUUUUUUGAUAUGUUGAUUGCAAAUUCUUGAAUGCAUAUUAUGCAGUUUUAAUAAACAUUUAUAUUGUA
Molecule: messenger RNA, 2440 nt
Organism: Procambarus clarkii (red swamp crayfish)
Lineage: Eukaryota; Metazoa; Arthropoda; Malacostraca; Decapoda; Cambaridae
Product: WW domain-binding protein 1
Source: RefSeq, a predicted model, not a curated record